Peniophora sp. CBMAI 1063 is the source of this 348-nucleotide messenger RNA. The record is from the annotation of a GenBank genome assembly. NCBI's taxonomy places the organism in Eukaryota, Fungi, Basidiomycota, Agaricomycetes, Russulales, Peniophoraceae.
AUGACCGACCGCCCAAGCGGUGCGGUGUCGUCCAACAAAGCUCAGUCUCACACAACUUUCGUAUGGGAUGGUUUCUUUGCGGCCAACUACGUCAGCGCUCGGCAAGCGAUUGAACGCAAGUGCACAAUGAUCUACACCGCGGAAGUACGCGAGGUUGACGACGUCAAUCGGCCUCAAAUGAUGAGCGGAAUAAGCGACAAGAUGUUCGUCCCCUCAUAUAAGGUUGCUCAGUGUCGAAUCGUCCGUCCGGACCACAUCGAAUCGUAUUCGUGCGCAUAUAAUGACAUGCUCCUUCCAUCCGCUCGUGAACUUGAGGCCGUUGCUCUCACGGGUCGACAGGAAAGAUGA